AAUUGUCGAAAGUACUUGAAAAAAUGUGCAAGAAAUCAUCAUCAACGAAUAGAUAGUGUCAGGUCGAGGAUAAAAUAUGUGACAUUUGAAAGAAAAAUGUCACAUCAACGUUAUAUGAAUAUUAAACAUGAAAAAAACUUUAAAUGCAAUGUUGGCCUAAAAGUAAGGACCUGGUACUUGGGUAUCUUAGGUUUUUUAAUUGCUUCGUUAAUAAUAAUAAAUAAUUUUAUUACCAAUCAAUUUAAUAGUAGCAUCGAUCAUUUUGCCAAUGUUUCGAUACAAGAUAAUUUUAUAGAAAGAGAACAACGAAAAAUUAGUAUAGUAACAAAUACAGUGUUGGGAUUCAUUGUUCAUAAACAAGGAUGUCAAAUAGCAGAGCUUGAUCCAUUCAACGAAUUUGCGAAACAUUUUAUGGAAACAGAGAAUCCGUUGGAAUGUGAAUUUGGAAAUCAAUUGCCUCUUGUUGAGUCCAAUGAUACGGCUAUAUUUAUAAAUCCAGAUGCUCACAAUCAGUAUUAUAAUGAAACAGAAGUUGUUGCCGAUUGUUGUUGGCGGAUUUUCGAACGUAAAAAAAAUCAAGAUAAUUUUGUAAAAUACGAUCCAUUGUGUCACAAAUUUAAUAGCUCAACAACUAUAACAGCAGAAUUCAUAAAAGUAGAAUGUUUUAAAAAUAAUAAUAAUAAUAAUAAUAGUAAACAAAUAUAUCGUGAUUAUCAUUUCUUUGUACCACGAAAACCUAUUGUUGAAGAAAGAUGCCAUGCUGCCGAAAAAAAACGAAAAGAAGAAAGAAAAAAACACGAAACGGAAAAAGAUGAUAACAACAAUGAUAAUCAUUUAAGUAUUUUAAUUCUUGGAUUAGAUUCAGUAUCACGAAUGAAUUUUCACCGUAUGAUGCCAAAAACUAUCGAAACUCUUAAGUCAAUGGGUGCAAUUGAAAUGAUGGGUUAUAACAAAAUUGGGGAUAAUACUUAUCCAAAUCUCGUAUCAGUAUUAAGUGGAUUGUCAGAAAAAGAAUUUCGAUCAAAUUGUUGGAACAAUUCAAAAUUACCAUUUGAUAAAUGUCCAUUGAUAUGGAAAAACUUCAGUAAAUCAGGAUAUCGAACGAUAUUUGCCGAAGAUGCAUGUGCAAUGACAACAUUUAAUUAUCUUAAACCAGGAUUCCGAAAUCAACCAACAGAUUAUUACUUCCGACCGUAUUGCCUAGCAGCAGAAUCCGAUAUAGGCAAUACGCAUAAACUUAAUGCGGAUUUAUGUAUUGGCACACGCAAAACGUUUGAUAAUUUAUUGAACUACACUAAAAAAGUAGUUAGAGAAUUCAAUGGUGAUCGUUAUUUUGCAUUCUUUUGGGAAGCUAGUUUAACUCAUGAUUUUUUUAACUACCCGCAAUUGGGUGAUCUUCCUUACAGCGAAUCAAUUAGUUAUCUACAUAAUCAAGGUUUUCUUAAUAAUACGGUACUUAUUGUAAUGAGUGAUCAUGGAAUGCGAUGGGGUGAAUUUCGACAGACUUAUCAAGGAAGAAUUGAAGGUAGUCUUCCUCUAAUGUUUAUUAUUCUACCAGAAUGGUGGAAGAAAAAAUUUCCAUUAGCAGUAAAUAAUUUAAAACAAAAUACUGUUAGUUUAACUACUCCGUACGAUUUUCAUGAAACACUAAUGGAUUUUUUGCACCCCGAAAAUCUAACCGAUCAAGUUAUUCUUAGCCGCAUUAAUAAAAACAUGCCAAAUGAUAAAAAUAAUUCAUCAUUUCCACGUGGUAUAAGUUGGUUUUUAACAAUACCCGAUAAACGUAAUUGCUCAAUGGCGGGAAUACCUGGACAUUGGUGUAUGUGUCAUAAGAGUACUAAUAUCUCACACGAUGAUUCUGCUGUAAAGAAUGCUGCUGAUUUUAUAAUCAAUGAAUUGAAUACAAUGGUUAAUAAAAAGUAUCCACAGUGCUCAUUGUUGAAGUUAAGUAAAGUUAUUGAUGCUAAAGUAUGGAGCGCUCAUGGUGUUGAAAAAGACAAAGAUGAAGAGAGAUCGGUACCGUGGAUUGAUUAUACAAUUUCUAUUAAAACCAUACCGAGCAACGCAAUAUUUGAGGCAACAGUGAGACACGAUAAUACGGGUAAUAGUACGAUAGUGGGUUCUAUUGGCAGACUCAAUUCAUACGGUAAACAAAGUACUUGUGUUGAUGAUUUUAACAUGCGGUUAUACUGUUACUGCGGUUAA
Molecule: messenger RNA, 2205 nt
Organism: Cotesia congregata
Lineage: Eukaryota; Metazoa; Arthropoda; Insecta; Hymenoptera; Braconidae
Source: the annotation of a GenBank genome assembly